CCAGUUUAUCAGGACCCCAAGGUUCAUUCCUCUGCUGCAGGCCUGGCACGGGCUGUCAUUGGUGAAGGACCCACACCAUGUUGCAGGGACGGCUGAUUGCACGGUUGCUAUUGCAACAGAAUGGAGUAAGGCAUAACUCGUAUACAGCCUCCCGGAAACACUUGUACAUUGACAAAGACACUAAAAUAAUAUGCCAGGGCUUCACUGGAAAACAGGGCACAUUUCAUAGCCAGCAGGCUUUGGAAUACGGAACAAAGUUAGUUGGGGGCAUUUCACCUGGCAAGGGUGGAAAGACUCAUCUCGGUCUACCAGUUUUCAACUCUGUGGCAGAGGCAAAGGCAGCCACCGGUGCCACCGCCUCCGUCAUAUAUGUGCCACCUCCAUUUGCUGCUGCUGCAAUUCAUGAAGCUAUCGAUGCUGAGGUACACUUGGUAGUAUGCAUUACAGAAGGAAUCCCCCAGCAGGACAUGGUGAGGGUCAAACACCGACUACUCCGUCAGAACACCACACGGCUGAUCGGACCCAACUGUCCCGGAGUCAUCAAUCCUGGUGAAUGUAAGAUUGGCAUCAUGCCCGGACACAUCCACAAGAAAGGAAGAAUCGGUAUCGUGUCAAGAUCAGGAACUCUGACGUAUGAAGCUGUGCAUCAGACGACGCAGGUUGGAUUGGGGCAGUCGCUGUGUGUUGGCAUUGGAGGAGAUCCGUUCAACGGUACAAACUUCAUAGACUGUUUGGAGGUCUUCUUGAAUGAUCCGAAGACAGAAGGUAUCAUUCUGAUUGGGGAGAUCGGAGGCAGUGCUGAGGAAAAUGCUGCUAACUACUUGAAGGAGCACAAUUCUGGUCCGAAUGCGAAGCCGGUGGUGUCUUUCAUUGCCGGUCUCACAGCCCCACCAGGGAGGAGGAUGGGACACGCCGGGGCCAUUAUCGCUGGUGGUAAAGGCGGUGCCAAAGAGAAAAUUGCGGCUUUGCAGAGAGCCGGAGUGGUUGUCAGUAUGUCUCCUGCCCAGCUGGGUAGCACCAUGCACAAGGAAUUUGAAAAGAGGAAAAUGCUGUAAGUGAUGGAAGGGAGAGCGGUAACAGUGGCAAAGAGCACGUCCACCUUUUUGUUUCGUCCAGAUAUAGUCUUUCAACACCACCGUCUUACACGGCCAUGUAAAGCCAUAACUGUCAAUUCCUGUUUCCCACACCCAAAUGUUAAGAUGGAACGAAUGUUAGACUGUAUAAGCCUUCUCGGAGAAAUAAAAUUUCCAUUUAUUUUGGAUCCU
Nanorana parkeri is the source of this 1265-nucleotide messenger RNA. RefSeq names its product succinate-CoA ligase alpha subunit (gene SUCLG1). Gene Ontology annotation, biological process: tricarboxylic acid cycle. The transcript is spliced from 9 exons. The record is from RefSeq and is a predicted model, not a curated record. Bases 78 to 1055 code for a protein of 325 amino acids. Gene Ontology annotation, cellular component: succinate-CoA ligase complex (ADP-forming); mitochondrion. Lineage: Eukaryota; Metazoa; Chordata; Amphibia; Anura; Dicroglossidae. Gene Ontology annotation, molecular function: succinate-CoA ligase (GDP-forming) activity; succinate-CoA ligase (ADP-forming) activity.